CGUUUCUCUCACUCCCUACACAAGUAGAAAAACCAAGCAGACCUGCAAAAAAUACCUCACACUACGGUCACUAGUUCCCGCCGUUCGUUUCUACUAAUUCCAAUUUCUCAUAAUUUCUAGGGUUUCAGCAAAGGAAUCCUCCGUGUAGAGCAAACUAAAAAAAUGCUUAUGCAACUGCCUCGCUUGACAAGCUCUCUGAGAGAACCGUUCGACGUCGAUCAAGCCUAUCUCGACCGCAAACUCAUUCUCCAGAACAGUGUAUUCAAGCCUCGCAAAGAUGCAAAUUCACUUAAUGAAUCGGAGCUUGCUAGGAAGAUAGUUGAUGGAUGGGAAGAAGCUUCAACGGAAGUGAGACAAGCUUACAAGCAGUUUACGGCGGCUGUUGUGGAGUUAAUUGAUGGAGAAGUGCCUUCCGAGGAGUUUCGUGAGGUAGCGUUAACUGCUUUUCGACUGUUUGCUGGACCAGGGACAGAAUAUAAUGAGGAGGCUACUGUUAAGUCCAAUAUUCUCGAUAAUAAAUCAGAAUUGCAGAAAAUUAUUGGUCAUGCAGUUUCAGAUGCUAAUCUUGGGAAAGUUGCCACUUUAGCUCAGAGACUUUCCAGUUUGCAACCAAGCAACCAUAUGGCUGCACUUGUUUCAGAAAGCCAUGUGAACGGGAGCAGUGAUAAUCUGGAAUUUGGUGCUGACCUUGCUUUUGAAGCUCCAGCCAGGUUCUUGGUGGAUGUUACUCUGGAGGAUGGGGAACUAUUGGGUGAGGAAAGUGCUGGACCUUCUUCUGCAUUUCAGGAAGGAUGGUAUGAUCAUAGGGACUAUGAACACAAUCAUUCUAUUGCUAAUGGUGGGAAAUUUGAUUUAAGCUGGUUAAGAGAUGCGUGCGAUAAUAUUGUUAGAGAAAGCACUUCACAACUUUCCAGAGAUGAUCUUGCAAUGGCUAUAUGCCGUGUACUCGAUUCAGAUAAGCCUGGUGAGGAGACAGCUAGUGAUUUGUUGGAUCUCGUCGGAGAUAGCGCAUUUGAAAUUGUUCAAGACCUAAUGUCGCAUCGCAAAGAACUUGUUGAUGCUAUCCAUCAAGGAUUGUCAGUAUUGAAAUCAGACAAAACGAUUUCAAGCACUCAAUCACGUAUGCCUAGUUAUGGCACCCAGGUUACUGUCCAAACAGAAACUGAAAGGCAAAUUGAUAAACUUCGGCGCAAGGAGGAAAAGCGACAUAGACGUGGAGCCGAACACGGAAUUGAUAAUGAUGCAUCAGCUGGAAAUUUUUCUUCUUUACUUCAAGCAAGUGAAAGAAAAAAACCAAUUGAUAAUCUAAUUGGGCAUGGCCCAGGGCACCACUCAAUGUCGGUAACUGCUCUUCCUCAAGGUACUACCAAGAAAUAUUGCGAUGGCUAUGAGGAAGUUAUUAUCCCUCCAACACCAACUGCACAAAUGAAACCUGGAGAGAAACUGAUUGAGAUUAAGGAGUUGGAUGAUUUUGCCCAAGCUGCUUUUCAGGGAUACAAAUCCCUGAACCGUAUUCAGAGCCAGAUAUUUCAAACAGUUUAUUACACUAAUGAGAAUAUACUUGUAUGUGCACCAACUGGAGCUGGGAAAACGAAUAUAGCCAUGAUAUCCGUUUUGCAUGAGAUUGGGCAGCACUUCAAGGAUGGUUACUUGCACAAAGAUGAGUUUAAGAUAGUUUAUGUUGCUCCUAUGAAGGCAUUAGCUGCAGAGGUUACAUCAACAUUUAGCCAUCGGUUAUCUCCACUGAAUAUGGUUGUGAGAGAACUUACUGGGGACAUGCAGCUGUCUAAGAAUGAACUUCAAGAAACUCAGAUGAUAGUGACAACACCUGAGAAAUGGGAUGUCAUUACUCGUAAAAGCAGUGACAUGUCGCUUUCAAUGCUUGUGAAGCUUCUAAUCAUUGAUGAAGUGCAUCUCUUAAAUGAUGAUAGAGGCCCUGUGAUAGAGGCACUUGUUGCUAGAACACUGCGCCAGGUGGAAUCAACACAGACAAUGAUACGCAUUGUUGGACUUUCAGCCACUUUACCCAACUAUUUAGAGGUUGCUCAAUUUCUUAGGGUGAAUCCUGAGACAGGGCUCUUCUUCUUCGAUUCUAGUUAUCGUCCUGUGCCUCUUGCACAACAAUACAUUGGAAUUAGUGAGCAGAACUUUGCACGCCGCAAUGAGUUGUUGAAUGAUAUUUGUUAUAGGAAGGUCGUCGAUUCAUUAAAGCAAGGUCACCAGGCAAUGGUUUUUGUUCAUUCAAGAAAGGAUACCGUAAAAACAGCAGACAAAAUAGUUGAGCUUGCUCGAGAUUAUUUUGAAUUGGAGCUCUUUAGAAAUGACACACAUCCACAAUUUGAUUUAAUUAAGAAAGAUGUUGUUAAGUCUAGAAACAAAGAUGUUGUCCGACUCUUCGAGUUUGCUAUUGGCAUUCAUCAUGCUGGGAUGCUACGUGCUGACAGGGUUUUGACUGAGCGGCUUUUCUCUGAUGGACUGUUGAAGGUACUUGUUUGUACAGCAACUUUGGCAUGGGGUGUAAAUCUUCCGGCUCACACUGUUGUAAUUAAGGGGACCCAAAUAUAUGAUCCAAAGGCUGGUGGCUGGCGAGACCUAGGCAUGCUUGAUGUUAUGCAAAUCUUUGGAAGGGCUGGGAGACCUCAAUUUGACAAGAGUGGUGAAGGCAUUAUAAUCACAUCUCAUGACAAGCUGGCCUACUAUUUGAGAUUGCUUACAAGUCAACUUCCCAUUGAAAGUCAGUUUAUUAGCUCUUUAAAAGACAAUCUAAAUGCAGAGGUGGCAUUAGGUACUGUUACUAAUGUCAAAGAAGCAUGUGCUUGGCUCGGGUAUACUUAUCUUUUCAUCAGGAUGAGGCAGAAUCCAUUGGCAUAUGGUAUUGGAUGGGAUGAGGCUAUUGCAGAUCCUUCUUUGAGUUUAAAGCAGAGAUCUCUUGUGACCGAUGCUGCACGUUCACUUGACAAAGCUAAAAUGAUGAGGUUUGAUGAGAAAAGCGGCAACUUUUAUUGUACAGAACUUGGUCGCAUAGCCAGCCACUUUUAUAUCCAAUAUUCUAGUGUUGAAACUUACAAUGAGAUGUUGAGACAUCACAUGAAUGAUUCCGAGAUCAUCAACAUGGUUGCCCAUUCCUCUGAAUUUGAUAAUAUUGUUCUUCGAGAGGAGGAGCAGAAUGAGCUUGAGAUGUUGAUGCGCACAUCAUGCCCUCUAGAAGUUAGGGGUGGUCCUUCAAAUAAACACGGAAAAAUUUCAAUUCUCAUUCAGCUAUACAUAUCUCGUGGUUCAAUCGAUAGUUUUUCAUUAGUCUCUGAUGCUGCUUAUAUAAGUGCAAGCUUGGCUCGUAUAAUGCGUGCAUUGUUUGAGAUUUGCUUGCGCAGAGGCUGGAGUGAGAUGUGUUUGUUCAUGUUAGAAUAUUGCAAGGCUGUAGAUCGCCAAAUUUGGCCUCAUCAGCAUCCCCUUAGACAAUUUGACAAGGAUCUUUCGCCAGAAAUAUUACGGAAGCUUGAAGAACGGGGAGCUGAUUUGGAUCGUCUGCAGGAGAUGGAGGAAAAAGAUAUUGGAGCACUUCUUCGUUAUCCUCUUGGAGGGAAGUUGGUUAAGCAAAAUUUAGGAUAUUUCCCAUGGAUCCAGUUAUCGGCAACUAUAAGUCCAAUCACCAGAACUGUUCUGAAGGUUGAUUUGAUCAUAACUCCUGAUUUCAUAUGGAAAGAUCGUUUCCAUGGUGCUGCACAGCGUUGGUGGAUUCUUGUUGAGGAUUCUGAGAACGAUCACAUCUAUCAUUCGGAGCUUUUCACUUUGACAAAGCGCACGGCACGAGGAGAACCUCAGAAGCUCACAUUUACUGUCCCGAUUUUUGAACCACAUCCACCGCAAUACUACAUUCAUGCUGUUUCCGACUCUUGGCUGCAAGCAGAAGCUUUGUAUGCUAUUUCAUUCCAUAAUCUAGCACUGCCCGAGGCCCGUACUACACACACAGAACUUUUAGAUCUGAAACCUCUGCCUGUGACCGCACUUGGAAACAAUACAUAUGAAGCCCUAUACAAAUUCUCACAUUUCAAUCCUAUACAGACACAGAUUUUUCAUGUUCUCUUUCACACAGACAACAAUGUUCUGUUAGGAGCUCCCACAGGAAGUGGGAAAACUAUAUCUGCAGAACUUGCUAUGCUUCGCCUCUUCAAUACACAGCCGGAUAUGAAGGUUAUCUACAUAGCUCCUCUGAAGGCCAUUGUACGGGAGAGAAUGAAUGACUGGAGAAAAGGUCUCGUCUCUCGUCUUGGGAAAAAGAUGGUGGAAAUGACUGGAGAUUAUACUCCAGACUUGAUGGCCCUCUUGUCAGCAGACAUUAUUAUAUCUACCCCUGAAAAGUGGGAUGGCAUCAGUCGUAAUUGGCAUAGUCGAAGUUAUGUGACAAAGGUUGGGCUUAUGAUUUUGGAUGAGAUUCACUUACUGGGAGCUGAUCGUGGGCCCAUCCUUGAGGUUAUUGUUUCAAGAAUGAGAUAUAUAUCAUCCCAAACAGAGCGGCCGUUACGGUUUGUAGGCCUUUCUACAGCUUUGGCAAAUGCAGGUAAUCUGGCUGAUUGGUUGGGGGUUGGGGAAAUUGGAAUCUUCAAUUUCAAGCCAAGUGUGAGGCCUGUGCCCCUUGAAGUACAUAUCCAGGGAUAUCCCGGAAAGUAUUAUUGCCCGAGAAUGAAUAGCAUGAACAAACCAGCCUAUGCUGCUAUAUGCACACAUUCGCCUACAAAACCUGUACUCAUAUUUGUAUCAUCUCGUCGGCAGACAAGACUUACUGCACUCGACCUCAUUCAGUUUGCUGCUGCUGAUGAGCAUCCAAGGCAGUUUCUUAGUAUUACAGAAGAAGCGCUUCAGAUGGUUCUUUCUCAGGUCACUGAUCAGAAUCUGAGGCAUACUUUGCAGUUUGGCAUUGGGUUGCAUCACGCCGGAUUGAAUGACAAAGAUAGAUCUUUGGUCGAGGAGCUAUUUGCAAACAACAAGAUCCAGGUUUUGGUGUGUACAAGCACGCUCGCUUGGGGUGUGAAUCUUCCUGCACAUCUGGUUAUUAUUAAGGGAACAGAAUAUUAUGAUGGGAAGUCGAGGAGAUAUGUCGACUUUCCUAUCACAGAUAUCUUGCAAAUGAUGGGCCGUGCAGGCCGCCCACAGUUUGAUCAGCAUGGGAAAGCAGUCAUUCUUGUUCAUGAACCCAAAAAGAGCUUCUAUAAAAAGUUUUUGUACGAACCAUUUCCUGUUGAAAGUAGUCUGAAAGAGCAGUUGCAUGAGCACUUCAAUGCAGAAAUAGUUACCGGCACAAUUACCCACAAAGAGGAUGCAGUCCAUUAUCUUACAUGGACAUACUUAUUCCGAAGACUGAUGGUUAAUCCAGCCUACUACGGUCUAGAGAAUGCAGAUCCAGAAACUUUGAGUUCUUUUUUAUCCAGGUUAGUGCAAAAUACAUUUGAAGAUCUUGAAGACAGUGGAUGUAUUAAGAUGAAUGAAGAUAAUGUGGAACCUAUGAUGUUAGGCAUGAUAGCAUCGCAAUAUUACCUUAGCUACAUGACUGUGUCAAUGUUUGGAUCAAAUAUAGGGCCAGAUACAUCUCUUGAAGUAUUUUUGCAUAUUCUGUCCGGCGCAUUUGAAUAUAAUGAACUUCCUGUGCGGCAUAAUGAGGAAAAUUAUAAUGAAGCACUGUCUCAGAGAGUUCAGUAUAUGGUGGACAAGAAUCACUUAGAUGAUCCACAUGUCAAAGCAAAUCUUCUAUUUCAGGCACACUUUUCCCAGUUAGAGUUACCAAUCAGUGAUUAUGUAACAGAUUUGAAGUCAGUGUUAGACCAAAGUAUUCGUAUUAUACAAGCCAUGAUAGAUAUUUGUGCAAAUAGUGGAUGGCUUUCAAGCUCUAUCACUUGCAUGCGUCUUCUUCAAAUGGUUAUGCAGGGUCUUUGGUUUGAUAAAGAUUCUUCCCUCUGGAUGUUGCCAUGCAUGAAUGCUGAUCUUGCUUCAUCAUUAAGCCAAAAAGGAAUCUCCAAAGUCCAGCAGCUAUUAGAUGUUCCUAGGACAACUUUGCAAGCUAUGGUUGGAAACACACUUGCUUCAAGAUUAUCUCAGGAUCUGCAGCAUUUUCCUUGUAUUAAAUUGAAGUUAAAACUUCAGCAAAGGGAAGCUGAUGGUAAAAAGUCUUUUUCCCUGAACAUCAAAUUGGAGAAGAUGAAUUCUAGGAACAGCACAUCAAGGGCUUUUGCUCCUCGGUUCCCUAAGUUAAAAGAUGAAGCAUGGUGGUUAAUUCUUGGGAACACAUCCACCUCAGAACUGUAUGCUGUGAAGAGAGUUUCUUUCUCCGAUCGCUUGGUUACUCAUAUGAAUUUACCGUCAUCCUUGACCACAUUCCAGGAGACAAAAUUGAUAAUAGUUUCAGAUUGCUACAUUGGAUUUGAACAAGAACACUGCAUUGAAGAACUAGUCAAAUCUCAGGAAAUGAAUUACUAAUUUUUGUUUGCGGGGAUUCCAUCAUAAAGCAGCUUGGAGCUCUGUUUUUUUUGUUGAUACCGUAUUUGGUUAUUUGAGGCUUGAAGCAUAUGGAAAGUUGAAAAAGAGGUCCUUGGAGCCACAUGACUGCUACUUGGACCUGAUCUCUUUCAACAUGCGUUUGCAUAAAUUCUGUAAGUAUUUGGUUUAAGUGUCAUCUUUAUAUAGUACUGCUCUACCGCUUGUGCUUGUAUAAGCGCUUUUAUACAACAUAUGUUUGGUUUAAACGAGUUUCAUUCAAUUUUAUAAAGCUUAUUUGUGAAUAAAUAUAACUGCGUUUGAUUUACUUGGAAAAUUAUUGAGUAACUCCCUACUUUAGUUUUGUAAAAUUUAUCAUGUUUAUAUCAAACAAUUACUAUAUGAAUUUAUUUGAAA
This is a messenger RNA of Mercurialis annua (annual mercury), 6882 nucleotides long. RefSeq names its product DExH-box ATP-dependent RNA helicase DExH14. Gene Ontology annotation, molecular function: nucleic acid binding; ATP hydrolysis activity; ATP binding. The record is from RefSeq and is a predicted model, not a curated record. Lineage: Eukaryota; Viridiplantae; Streptophyta; Magnoliopsida; Malpighiales; Euphorbiaceae. The coding region runs from base 163 to 6468 and encodes 2101 amino acids. The transcript has 49 exons.